Aphis gossypii (cotton aphid) is the source of this 2059-nucleotide messenger RNA. Its product is annotated as cytochrome P450 4C1-like. The transcript has 12 exons. Gene Ontology annotation, molecular function: monooxygenase activity; heme binding; oxidoreductase activity, acting on paired donors, with incorporation or reduction of molecular oxygen. Lineage: Eukaryota; Metazoa; Arthropoda; Insecta; Hemiptera; Aphididae. The record is from RefSeq and is a predicted model, not a curated record. The coding region runs from base 7 to 1719 and encodes 570 amino acids.
CACUAAAUGAAACUGCCGGUGUACCUAAAAAUUGCAAUACUACUUGUAACUUGUUCUCAAAAUUGUCUUAAAAUUUCUAAUGAGUUUUAUGUUUGCAAAGUUUUUAAUAUGGAAGUGUCUCAAGAUUUUUACGGAACUUCUAAACAUUCAGCGGGUGGACUUCAAAUAACAAUUACCGAGUGGACUGUUUAUGUAGUUCUUUCUUUUAUUGUGGUAUUAUGGUGUUAUUUCAAAUGGAAACAAAGACCAUUCGAAAAAGUAGCAUCGAAAAUGACUGGACCGCCGUCAUACCCGAUUAUUGGCUUUUUGCUUGAGAUUUUAGGUACACCACAACAGAUCAUUGAGAAUAUAAUAAAAUUGUUCGAAGUGUAUGGUCCUGAACCACAUAAAUUGUGGUUAGGUCCAUAUUUUGCCGUAACCAUAGGCAAGCCAGAAGACCUACAAAUAAUAUUAAACAGUUCCAAAGCCUUGGAUAAAUCCAAGUUUUACAAUUUCUUUAAGAAUACUGUAGGUGAAGGCUUGUUUUCAGCUCCAGUUCAUAAAUGGCGACAACACCGUCGUCUUAUUGCUCCCGUCUUCAACGCCAAUCUUCUUGAUCAGUUUUUUCCUGUUUUUAACGAGAAAAGCCGAAUUCUCAUUGAAAAUUUAAAGAAGGAAUUAGGUAAAACACAACCAUUUGAUCUUUCGGACUACAUUAUGAAAACUAAUCUUGAUAUAAUUUGUCAAACCGCAAUGGGUUACAAUCUUGACUCUCAAUCAAAUAAAGAGUCUGAGUUUGCUGAAGCAUUAAUAAAGGUAUCGGAAUUAGAUUCCUACAGAGUUUUAAAACCAUGGUUGUAUCCUGAUAUAACAUUUUCAAUUUAUAGAAAACUUAUAGGGCUACAAAAUAUCUACAAAACGUUGCACAAACUUCCAAAUCAGGUGAUCAGAGAAAUGAAAGAAACAUAUACACAAAGAAAAAUGCAAAAUAAAAAUAACGAUAUAGAUGCCAACAAUGGUGACAAAAGGCGUUUAAAAGUUUUUUUGGAUACGUUAUUGGAUUUGAAUGAAGCUAGUGCAAACUUUUCUGAUGAAGAAAUUAGAGAUGAAGUUGUGACUAUGAUGAUUGGUGGUAGUGAAACUAGUACUAUCACAGUCUGCUUUUGUCUAUUGAUGUUAGCUAUCCAUCCAGAAAUUCAAGACAAGGUUUACGAUGAAAUUUUUGAAGUUUUAGGUGAUGGUAAUCAAACAAUAACUAUUGAAGAUACUACUAAACUAGUUUAUCUCGAUCAAUGUAUAAGGGAAACACUUCGAUUAUACCCUAUAGGACCGAUUUUUUUCAGACAACUCCAAGGUGAUGUUAAAAUUUAUUCUGGUAAUCACACGCUGCCAAAAGGAACAAUAUGUGUUUUAUCUCCAAUAUGUACGCACCACAUUCCUGAAUUGUAUCCAAAUCCAUGGUCGUAUAACCCGGAUAAUUUCGACGCUGAAAAUGUUAAUAAACGCCAUAAAUAUAGUUUUAUAGCGUUCAGUGGUGGUCCAAGAGGUUGUUUAGGAUCCAAAUAUGCUAUGCUGUCAAUGAAAGUUUUAUUAUCAACGUUUUUGCGAAACUAUAGUGUGCACACAAAUAUAAAAUUGAAUGAUAUUAAAUUAAAAACAGAUUUAUUAAUGCGAAGUGCUAAUGGUUAUCCUGUGACUAUUCAACAGAGAGAUAGAAGACCUACAUAUAAAAAACUUUAAGAAUACUGGAUGAACAAUUUUUGAUAGAUAAUAGUAUAUAUUAUCAAAGAAAAAAAAACAAGAUUAAGCUUAUGAGUAGUUUGUAAAUUAUUUUAUAAAAUAAGUGUGUUAAAUUUUAUUUUCAUUUCCGGUUCGUACUGUCAUUGAUUAUAAAUAAAAUUGUAUUGUGUAUUGUAUUUAUAAUCAAUGGUUAUUGUGCACGAUACACAUCUUUUUAUUUUACUCCACUAAAUUCGUCAUCUUUCUCGUUCGUCGCAACCGAUUAUGUAAAAGUUAGUAUAUAAUAAUAUGUAUUGCUUAUGUUUUAUAUAAUAUAAAUAUAUUUAAUCUAAAUACAUAA